Choloepus didactylus (southern two-toed sloth) is the source of this 1092-nucleotide messenger RNA. It is a transcript of the gene SPATA22, whose product is annotated as spermatogenesis associated 22. The record is from RefSeq and is a predicted model, not a curated record. NCBI's taxonomy places the organism in Eukaryota, Metazoa, Chordata, Mammalia, Pilosa, Megalonychidae. The transcript has 8 exons. Gene Ontology annotation, biological process: gamete generation; meiotic DNA repair synthesis; homologous chromosome pairing at meiosis. Bases 1 to 1092 code for a protein of 363 amino acids.
AUGAAGAGAAAUUUAAAUGAAAAAUCAACGCGAAGUACAGCAGGCUGUUUGCCUGUACCAUUAUUCAACCAGAAAAAAAGGAAUAGACAACCAUUAACUUCUAAUCCACUUAAAAAUGAUGCAGGUAUCAGUACUGUUUCUGACAGUUAUGAUUUCCCGCCUCUACCAACAGAUUGGGCCUGGGAAGCUAUGAAUCCAGAGUUACCUCCUUUAACGAAAACAACGAACACAGGGCAAAUGCCACAUUCUGUUUCUCGUCCCCUGAGAAGUCAGGAUUCCCCUUCUAAAUCUCUUCAAUUGAGUACUGAAAGAAGCCAGAGUGGUUGGAGCUACAGAGAUGGCAACAAAAAUAGUAGCUUGAAAACUUGGGAUAGAAAUGAUUUUAGGCCUCAAUGCAAAAGUACAAAUCUGGUGGCAAAUGAAGGAAAAAGUCCUUUUCCAGUGAGUUUGGGAGCUCAACAACAGAAACAAUUAAGAUUUUCUGAAUAUCCUAAAUUAUCUCACCAGAGAGAAAUGGAAGUACUCAAACAAACACAUUCAUCAAAUAUAUCUGGCUCCACAGUGAGAGCUCUAGACAAAAACAGUGCGUUACAUGCAUUUCAACCCAAUUUUCAUCAAAAUCAAUUUAAGAAAAAAAUGUUGGAUGAUAUUCCAGAAGAAAACACUCUCAAGGAAGGCUCAUUAUAUCAGUUAAAAUUUAAGGAAAAAGAUAAUUCUUUAAGAAUUAUAUCUGCAGUUAUUGAAAGCAUGAAGUACUGGCGUGAACAUACACAGAAAACUGUACUUCUGUUUGAAGUAUUGGCUGUUCUUGAUUCGGCGGUUUCACCUGGCCCAUAUUCUUCAAAGAUGUUUCUUAUGAGAGAUGGGAAAAAUACUCUGUCUUGUGUAUUUUAUGAAAUUGACCGUGAACUUCCAAGACUGAUUAGAGGGCGAGUUCAUAGGUGUGUGGGAAACUAUGACCAGAAAAAUAACAUUUUCAAAUGUGUUUCUGUCAGGCCGGCAUCUGUUUCUGAACAAAAAACUUUCCAGACAUUUGUUAAAAUUGCGGAUGAUGAGAUGAGGUAUUAUACUAAUGUUAUGAAUGAAGUUUAA